AUGUUACGACGAGCUGGAGGUGAGAGAGGAAGCUUCAAGAAGGUCUCCAUUGUGGAGAAUCAAAUGGAUGGAAAUUUGCGGCGGCUGCAGGAGAACAUUCUAGAAGAAAUAAGAAAUAGAUCUGCUUUUCCCCUUCGUAAGGUGGCCAAAGACACUCAACGACAACAGUUGUCUUCAGAUCCAAUCCACUCACGACAACGCUAUCCAUCAGGAGGACCGCCGAUGAACCCCCAGCAUCGCCAUUCUUCACUCAUCCGAACAAACUCCCUCUUCGAAGAGCCUCAGAUCAGUUUGAGUGACUCCAAUUCAUUCCCCCUUCCAUCGCCUCCUCUGCCUUCUCCACCACCUCAGGACCUUUUACCUAGUCAUGUUCAACCUGUCCUCGAUCAAUCCAAUUACCCUAAAACCUCGGAGAGGACUGGCCAGUCAUAUUCAAGCCUCAAAAAUAUCGUCCGCUUCCACGAAAACAGUCUAGAACAGGGUAACCAGGAGCAGUCUGUGUACAGACCACCCAACCUACGGUGUCAUGCUCCCGCCAGAGGGAUCAUAUUACGAUCCCAGAGUAUGUUGCACCCCUGUCUACCAAUCAAAACUCCUUGUGAUCCAGAAGAAGGUGCUGACAUCACCAAUAGGCCACCUUCUCCACCACUGAAAUACAGCCCUACUGAGGGCAACUUUAGGUCCAGCUUCGUUCGACAGCCUAGUUUAGUAAUCCCUAAGAAGGGAUCUGCACAUGACAUCUCUCCUCCCGGUAGUGAUGUUGAUGAAGCCAUUAGUAAAGCGGAAAAUCGAAGAAAGCAAGUGGAAAUGAGAUCCAUGACACUGCAACGAAUUCGAAAGCCCUCUGGAGGACGACUGAUCAAUCUACAGGAUCCACCCUCACCCCUGACCUACUUUCGUCCAUAUCCUCAACCAUCAGUAGUGAAGUACUGUGUCACAUCUAAUCAACAAGUGGAGGAGGGAAGAAAUAAUAAGAAUGAGGAGGUUUCACGUCCUCCACAGAUUCGAGAACCACCCAAAAUUCUUGCCACACGUGGAGUAACACCCUUUCGACGACUAUCACGAAUUUCUGCUUCAUCAUCGUCUUCCACUUCUCCUGAUGCUGCCGUUCCAGCAGAUGGUUCUUCGUCAAUUGAUGAAGAUGGGCCAGGUGGCCAGCGUGGAAAGUGGGUAUUUCCAACGCGUAGAAGCAUCUAUGCUGAGGGAGGCCAGCAAGCACAACAUGAAUUGCGAAAUAGUCAACGCAAAAGGGAGACAUCUGCAAUGCCAGACAGUGAGAAGAAGCCGCCGCAUCAUUACACCGGUCCAGGAAUGUUCAGAGGUCUUUCGCCUAGAUUGCCGGCACAACUGGAGCGCCCACCAGGUGAUCAGAUUCCAAUGAGUCCACCACAUUCACAGCAAGUGUACUCCGUUGGGAGUGAGGUGCCGAUACAUGCCUUGGAAAGGCAAGCGGAAGUUGCCUCCACAGCAUCGACCUCGACUCGAAAUUGUCUCGGUUGGGGUGAUUUUCGCCAUGAAUUGAAUCUGUGUCUGGCGUGUCCUGCAUUCGUCAGAUUAAAACGGUCGGCCGGUAGUAAUAAUGAGAAUCUCCAUGCCUCCGUGAUUGGCUACUGGUUGUGUGGAUGGCAGCUUGUGCCACCCGCGCUACUUGUCACCCUGUCCUAG
Echinococcus granulosus is the source of this 1665-nucleotide messenger RNA. RefSeq lists its product as hypothetical. The transcript has 4 exons. The coding region runs from base 1 to 1665 and encodes 554 amino acids. NCBI's taxonomy places the organism in Eukaryota, Metazoa, Platyhelminthes, Cestoda, Cyclophyllidea, Taeniidae. The record is from RefSeq and is a predicted model, not a curated record.